AAUUCAUAUGGGCGUUAAGGCCAUUUUCCUGUCCACCUGGAAUUGACUCGGUCUGGAGAUUUGUAACCUUGUUUCCGACCUAAUACUUUAUUCCGGGAGCCCCGUAUUGUCUGGACGCCUACACGCACCUGUGAACGUUUGUCAAGCAGACCGUGCCGCGAUUGAUCGGAACAAUACAUUCGAAUCACCCAAAAUUCUCACUGGAGUGUCAUUUCUUAUAGUGUCCGACCCCGAAAUGGCUGUAUCUUUCCGUGAGGCCCUUGCCCGCUUGGACGAUCGUCGUGUAAAGGCGACCAGACCUCUUAUACCUCCCCAGAUCUUACAAGAGGACCUGCCUCUCACACUCGCGGCUGCUCAGACUGUUAUCGAGGGUCGUCGAGCAACAGAAAACAUUCUUCAUUCAAACGACGACCGCUUGAUCGUCGUUGUAGGACCUUGUUCAGUGCACAAUGUCGAGUCAGCUUUGGAAUAUGCUCAGAAACUCCAUGCCUAUGCGGAACAAGCCAAGGAUGAUCUUCAUAUCAUCAUGCGAGUGUACUUCGAGAAGCCACGUACAACAGUCGGCUGGAAAGGGUUGAUCAAUGAUCCUAGCAUGAACGGGAGUUUCCAAAUCAACAAGGGUCUUCGACUUGCACGUACCCUCCUGCUUGACAUCGCCAAGAUGGGUCUUCCCGCCGGAUGCGAGUUCUUGGAUACCAUUACGCCGCAGUACACAGCCGACCUUGUCUCUUGGGGUGCCAUCGGAGCGAGGACCACGGAGUCACAGGUUCACCGAGAACUUACGUCUGCCCUCUCCAUGCCUACCGGUUUCAAGAAUUCGACAGACGGGACCGUUGGUAUUGCAAUUGAUGCCUGCCGUGCGGCAAGUCGACCUCAUGUUUUCCUCAGUGUAGGUAAAGGCGGACUUAGUAGUAUCGUCGAGACUGAGGGUAAUCCCGACGUUCACGUUAUUUUGCGUGGUGGCUCCAGUGGACCGAAUUAUGCCGCGGAAAAUGUUCGUGACUGUGGCGAGAAGCUGAAGAAAGCAGGAUUCCCAGCCAAAAUCAUGAUUGAUUGCAGCCAUGGAAACAGCUCAAAACAACAUAGAAAACAAAUAGAAGUUGCUGAAGACAUUGCCCGUCAACUAGAAUCUGGCGAUACCUCAGACAUGAUCAUGGGUGUCAUGAUUGAGUCCAACAUUGUUGAAGGUCGUCAGGAUAUUCCUACAUCCGGACCUGCUGGUUUGAUCUACGGACAGUCGGUGACUGAUGCGUGCAUUUCUUGGGAGCAGACCGUACCUGUUCUCGACCGUCUCCGAGAGGGAGUGCGUGGCCGUAGGGAGAAUGUCUACAGGAAGUCUCGUGGCUUGAACACUCCCGCGCCAAGUCCAAAAGCUAACGGCGUGAAUGGGGUUAACGCCGCGCACUAAUUGUAAAAGUAUUGAAUUAGGACGACUCAAUGUACCGCUUAAUCCAUUGUCGAUGUAUUUUGGAUGUUCUAGUAGUUAGUAGAUGCUCUGCCCUGUAUUGUUAUUCACCAUAUUUGUGUUUCUAACACUUGCUAUCAAGAUGUUCAGCCACAGCUCGCGAU
This is a messenger RNA of Somion occarium, 1569 nucleotides long. The record is from the annotation of a GenBank genome assembly. Lineage: Eukaryota; Fungi; Basidiomycota; Agaricomycetes; Polyporales; Cerrenaceae.